This is a messenger RNA of Acanthoscelides obtectus, 634 nucleotides long. NCBI's taxonomy places the organism in Eukaryota, Metazoa, Arthropoda, Insecta, Coleoptera, Chrysomelidae. The record is from the annotation of a GenBank genome assembly.
AGCGGCCUUUAGACGAGGAAAGAGAGUGGACUCGUAACGCGCAGAAUUAUUGAAGAGACGCCAUUAUUUGGGUCCUGUUCUUGAAACCGACUCCAAGCUUUUUUUUCUGUGUUUCUGUGUUAUUGUGUAUUAAAGACUGCGACUUUUUUAUUCAAUAAGAAUGGUGUUGUGCUCGGCUUUUGGUUGCAAAAAUCGCAGUGAGAAUAAAGUGCCAGGAAUAACCUUUCACAGGUUUCCUCUUAAAGAUCCAACAAGAAAUGGUAUGUGGCUGAAGAAUAUGCAUCUAGCUGACUGGUUUCCCACAAAAAAUAGUAGGAUCUGUUCAAAGCAUUUUGAAAUCCAUGCUUUUUACAAAGUUGGAAACAGAACCUCUCUUUUGGAUGAUGCAGUCCCUACAAUCUUUGAUGAACUUCCAAAACACCUACAGUCUAAGGUAACAAAGAGACCGCAUCCAAGAUCAAGACAGCUUAUUACACCUACAGCUUCGACAUUUAGGAAAAAUGAUCCUCCCCAAGAAGAUCCAGACACCCCCAGAAAGAAGCAUCUUAGAAGACAGCUUUUUGCAGAAAGGGUAAAGAGCCAAGAGAAAUCAAGAGAAAUAAAAGUUUUGAAUCAGCGGAUGAGGCUCUAUUAA